Rhododendron vialii is the source of this 3108-nucleotide messenger RNA. RefSeq names its product sucrose synthase 7-like. The coding region runs from base 331 to 2892 and encodes 853 amino acids. Gene Ontology annotation, biological process: sucrose metabolic process. NCBI's taxonomy places the organism in Eukaryota, Viridiplantae, Streptophyta, Magnoliopsida, Ericales, Ericaceae. The record is from RefSeq and is a predicted model, not a curated record. The transcript is spliced from 16 exons. Gene Ontology annotation, molecular function: sucrose synthase activity.
AAUGAUAGAAUGAAUGAAAAACAUAAAGAAAAGAAUUAUCCUCCAGAGAGAGAGAGAGAGAGAGAGAUUACCUUGGUUUCCAACCAGGAAUCUCUCCUUUCUGUGACAUUUUUCUCUGCUGGCCUUGAAGAAUCUCCUUUCUCCUCUUGUUGCAUUCUGCUUUUCUUUUCUUUGGCCAUUUCCAAACAAAAAGACACACGCUUCACGCAACCAAAAAAAAACUUAUUCUAGAAAUAUAUAUAUCUAUAAGUAUCCAAACAAAUUCAAGGAAAAAUACAUUGGAACCAAACAAGUCUCUUUAGUUAUAUACAUCUCUGUUAUUGCGAAAACAUGGCUUCUGCUUCUAGUAUUUCUCCGGCCUUAAAGCGGUCAGAGACGAUAGCCGAUAGCAUGCCGGACGCAUUGAGGGAGAGCCGGUACCAUAUGAAGAGGUGCUUCGCUAAGUACGUCGAGAAGGGGAAGAGGUUGAUGAAGCUUCACCAUCUGAUGGGUGAAAUGGAGAUCGUCAUCAACGACAAGGCCGAAAGAGAGCAGGUCUUGAGCGGCUUGCUCGGCUACAUUUUAUGCACAACCCAGGAGGCGGCUGUUGUUCCUCCUUACGUUGCAUUUGCCAUCAGACCAAAUCCAGGGUUCUGGGAAUUCGUUAAAGUGAGCUCUGUUGACCUAUCAGUAGAGGGAAUCACGGCUGCUGAGUACUUGAGAUGCAAAGAAAUGAUAGUUGAUGAGGACUGGGCAAAAGAUGAGAAUGCAUUAGAGGUUGAUUUUGGAGCGAUGGACUUCUCAAUGCCUCACCUCACCCUAUCUUCAUCAAUUGGAAAUGGACUCCAUUUCGUUUCGAAGUUCCUUACUUCCAAUCUGAAUGGUGGCUCAGGCUCACAGGGUGCGCAGCAUCUUGUGGACUACCUACUCUCCUUGAAUCACCAUGGAGAAAAACUGAUGAUCAAUGAGACUGUCAACACAGCUUCAAAGCUUCAAACUGCGCUAAUAAUAGCCGAAGCAGCCCUUUCAACCCUACCCAAGGACACACCAUAUCAGGACUUUGAGCCAAGGUUUAAGCGAUGGGGAUUUGAGAAGGGAUGGGGUGAUACUGCAGAAAGAGUGAAGGAGACAAUGAGGUCACUUUCAGAGAUUUUCCAAGCACCUGACCCAUUAAAUAUUGAGAAGUUCUUUGGCAGGGUUCCAACAGUCUUCAAUGUUGUACUGUUCUCAGUCCAUGGGUAUUUUGGUCAAGCCGAUGUUCUUGGUUUGCCAGACACCGGUGGACAGGUGGUUUAUGUUUUGGAUCAAGUGGUUGCUUUGGAGGAAGAACUGCUCAUCCGGAUGAAGCAGCAAGGCCUUAACAUGAAGCCUCAAAUUCUUGUUGUAACUCGACUAAUCCCCGAUGCUAAGGGGACUAAGUGCAAUGUGGAGUUGGAACCAAUCGCAGAUACGAAGCACUCCAACAUCCUUCGGGUGCCUUUCAAGACAGAAAAUGGAGUGCUUCCACAAUGGGUUUCACGUUUUGAUAUAUACCCCUACCUUGAAAGGUUUACUCAGGAUGCUGCAGAGAAAAUCCUUGAGCACAUGGAAGAUAAACCAGAUCUUAUCAUUGGAAACUAUACCGAUGGGAAUUUGGUGGCAUCACUUUUGGCUAGCAAACUGGGAGCAACUCUGGGGACUAUUGCACAUGCUUUGGAGAAGACAAAGUAUGAGGAUUCAGACCUUAAGUGGAAAGAGUUGGACCCAAAGUACCACUUCUCAUGCCAAUUCACAGCUGAUACUAUUGCAAUGAAUGCAGCAGAUUUCAUCAUCACAAGCACAUACCAGGAGAUCGCUGGAAGCAAAGAUAGGCCUGGGCAGUAUGAAAGCCACACUGCAUUUACGCUUCCAGGGCUCUGCAGAGUUGUUUCCGGCAUCGAUGUUUUCGAUCCCAAAUUCAAUAUUGCUGCUCCCGGGGCAGAUCAAUCUGUCUAUUUCCCUCACACGGAGCAGAAGCGAUUCACAUUAUUUCGUCCUUCCAUUGAAGAACUUCUCUUCAAUAAAGUCGAUAACAGUGAGCACAUUGGAUACCUAGAAGACAGGAAAAAACCCAUCAUCUUCUCAAUGGCAAGGCUUGAUGUAGUGAAGAACAUCAGCGGAUUAACCGAGUGGUAUGGCAAAAACAAGAGACUCAGGAGUUUGGUUAAUCUCGUUGUUGUGGCGGGUUUCUUUGAUCCUUCAAAAUCCAAAGACAGAGAAGAAGCAGCCGAAAUAAAAAAGAUGCACAUGUUGGUCGAAAAAUACCAACUCAAGGGUCAAAUCAGAUGGAUAGCAGCACAAACUGAUAGGCACCGAAACGGAGAGCUUUACCGUUGCAUUGCUGAUACAAAAGGAGCUUUUGUGCAACCUGCACUCUACGAGGCAUUUGGACUUACGGUUAUUGAAGCAAUGAACUGUGGAUUACCCACAUUCGCGACCAAUCAGGGAGGUCCCGCGGAGAUCAUUGUUGACGGGGUUUCGGGGUUCCAUAUUGAUCCAACUAACGGAGAUGAGUCCGGGAAUAAGAUUGCUGACUUUUUUCAGAAGUGCAAGGAGGAUCCUGAGUAUUGGAACCGGAUUUCCAAAGGGGGGUUGCAGCGUAUCAAUGAGUGCUACACAUGGAAAAUAUAUGCAAACAAGGUGUUGAAUAUGGGCUCUAUAUAUAGCUUCUGGAGGCUGUUGAAUAAGGACCAGAAGCAAGCAAAGCAAAGAUACAUCCAAAUGUUCUAUAAUCUCCAGUUCAGGAACUUGGUGAAGAAUGUCCCCACUUCUAAGGUUGAAGCUCCCCAACCACAAGUGUCUAAAGAAAAACCCAAAGCACGGCCCUCUCAAAGGAUAUGGGGAGGGAUUUGUGGAUGGAGAAGAAAACGUAGGGGAAAUACUGUCAAACAUUGAAUCAUCAAGCGCACGCAAACUCGAUUGCAGAGGUUGUUCGGAUCUUGAAGAUUCAAUGUCACAUGGCAGCUGGAUUCAGGGCCAGUCUCCAUUGGAGCUACCUGCUUCACUUUUUUUUUUUCCCCUUUUUAUAUUGAUUUGCUUACAAGAAGAAAAGUGCAUUGUAUAGAGCAAAACAAUAAAAGAGAAUUUGGCGUGUGAUUUGAUGCAGAUCAA